UUUUGAGAUUCCCCGGUACGAAGUACUAUGUAAGUUGUGAAGGAAACCCUCCCUCCCUUUGUCAAUCAGGAGAGAGAGAGAGCGGCGUGUUAGGCCCUCACUUAUGGAUUUCUUGCGCCCGGCGAGCAAUAUGACUAAAUGGGGACUAGUUCCUGGGCACGCGUUUCCGUCACCCGUCGAUCAGUUGGCCGCCGAAGCCUUCCGCCAAUUUGGAAAAUAAAUCAUCAUCAGUGAAAUCAUAAUAAACACCUCCCAGUGUCUUCUACGUCUUGUAUUUCCGUCAUCUUUGAUCUUACAACCUCCAUCCUACCCUCUAUCGCAUAAAACCAAAAGGCCAUAGAUGCUUGGCUCGCUUGAAUAUAUGUUUUGAAACAGGGAGAUGCCGUGGACUGUAACAAAUUCAUUCAAGCGAGGCCUUAUGAUGAAAACGUACGGUAGACCCGUAUGGCGCGUCUAUGAUGACGACCAGAGUCCAGCGGCUAAGAAAAGACGCGUUCAAUCGGGGAAUGAAUCGGACGAGGCAGAGAACAGCAUCCAAUACGCCAUUCGCGAGUCGUCCGCCGCUGUCCUAUCCAGUCCGUCGCGUCGCAAUUCCAUCCUUCUCUCUGAAGGAACGCAGGAUGAUGACCUGUCUACACCUCCGUCCUCACCGCCGCCUCGGCUGAGUUCACCUCCUGCCAACACGCGAAAACCCACUUUCGCGUUUCUCAAACGCAAACAAUCGGCGAACAAGGAAGCUGGCAAUAGCUCCCCGCUCACUGAGGUCAACUCUAAUAGUGUACGCGCAUCGGUAGACCCUCCCAAGAAGGCAGUGUCGCAGCAACCCGCCUUAAAACAGAUGCAACUUGACCUAGGACACGAAGUGAGAAGAACCUGCGCGACCUGUGGAAUGGAGUAUGUGCCGUCGAACUCGGAGGAUGCAGCUCUACAUAAGAAGUUUCAUGACAUGAAUUCAACAGGAGUGGAUCUGGGUAAAGCAUUCAUGAGGGCAAAUGCCUCGCGCUGGGUUUAUGAGGCUACUCGCUUCGAUGAGGGGUAUGUGGUCAUUGUCGAUCGAAAAGCGUCUCCGACCGCGAAAAAUCAGGCCAAGAAAGUUCUGGAGGUUAUUAAUAAGGAGUUGUCUUCCCCCGAGAUUCAAGAUGAUGUCCUAUGGAGCCAGACCGAACCCCCGACACACUUGCGCAAAAACGGUGUGCCAGAGAAAGUGGACCGUUACAAAGUUUUCCUGCAUAUGAAGGAUAGUCGAUGCGUCGGUGCCUGUUUAACGGAGCGAAUUUGGGAAUCACGACCGGUUGAGAAACGUUCUAGCCAGACCAAUCGCACUGAUUCUGCAGUCACGGUUCGCAACGAAACUCAUCCGGCAAUCGUGGGGAUUUCACGCAUAUGGACAUCUGGGUCAUCGCGACGGAAAGGGAUCGCGAUGGAUCUUUUGGACUGCGUGGUCAGCAAUUUUAUAUACGGCAUGGAAAUUCCAAAGGAGCAGAUGGCAUUCAGCCAGCCUACCGAAAGUGGUAGAGCCUUGGCGCAGUCAUUCUUUGGGGAUGAUGAGUGGCAUGUAUACGAGGAAAGCUGAACGAAGUUUGCAUAUCAGUAACAUCUGCCCAGCGGAGGGACGAUACAUUACCAUUUUUUUUGUGUCUUUGUUUUUUUUUCUUUUUUUUUCAAUAAACGGGCGAGCUGAUACCCUCCUUUCUCGGACAAUGGAACUCGAGGGAGGAAUACUGUGACGACCAUUUAUCAUUUCGUAUUGUAUAACCCUGGUGUUUGGGAAGGGUAGUCUGCUUUUCAUACCGAUCUUUUUUUUUCCCUUCCAAUUUUGGGUUAAUUCUUUUCCCUGUAACAUAUACCUAUUCAUUAUCAUUUCUCUCUCUCUCUCUCUC
This is a messenger RNA of Aspergillus pseudotamarii, 1880 nucleotides long. Its product is annotated as ESCO family N-acetyltransferase. The transcript is spliced from 2 exons. Gene Ontology annotation, molecular function: protein-lysine-acetyltransferase activity. Bases 380 to 1573 code for a protein of 397 amino acids. The record is from RefSeq and is a predicted model, not a curated record. Gene Ontology annotation, cellular component: chromatin; nucleus. NCBI's taxonomy places the organism in Eukaryota, Fungi, Ascomycota, Eurotiomycetes, Eurotiales, Aspergillaceae. Gene Ontology annotation, biological process: mitotic sister chromatid cohesion.